Molecule: messenger RNA, 5205 nt
Organism: Lytechinus pictus (painted urchin)
Lineage: Eukaryota; Metazoa; Echinodermata; Echinoidea; Temnopleuroida; Toxopneustidae
Product: cyclin-dependent kinase 2-interacting protein-like
Exons: 5
Coding region: 276-968 (230 amino acids)
Source: RefSeq, a predicted model, not a curated record
ACUUUAUCACCUGAUCGUAACGAUCACGUGACAGCUUGAGCGACUGACUCGUACGGUACUCGCUUCAAGCCACAGGUCCGUCCUGCAUGCAUGCCGUGCACCCGGCGAAUUCCCAGCCGACGUGAUCCCGGUACGUGCGCUGCUGAUGAUUCCCCCAUCGCGAGCUUGCUCCUCCGAUCCGAUAUCCGCUACCCUGCCCCUGGAAGUGGAAGGAUUUUUCGACGUGGAUCCACUUCUCCUCGGCCGGCCUCUGGCAAGCGCAAAAAUCAGUGAGAAUGACAGAUGAAAAAAAGAGGAAAGGUUCUUCUCGUCGUGCUCACAAAAGUAACACAGACAACAAUACAGGUGCUAGUCCAUCUGGUCAUCAGCAGCAGAAGCUUCAAGGGAGUGCUAGGGUCAUCAAGGACCACUGCGCCGAUUGGCACAAUCAUAUUGAGAAAUGGAAUGGAAUGAAUGAUGCAGGCUUCGACAUCAUCAACAAGAUCAUCAAUCUUAAACUUCAAUAUAAGAGUGAUAGAGAAAGCAAGCUUGAUGUUCAGACGAGGACCAAGAGUGAAGUAGAGUUCUUGAGUGAGCUGAAUGAUGGAAUGCCAGAAGGCCUCGAGACACUGUGUGAACAGCUGACUGCCAUACAUACAUCUAUGACUACACUGAUGAGCAAGAUGGCAUCUAUCACUAAGCACUUCCAAGGUGUGGAGAAAUUGGAGCAGAAAAAGAAAUCUGACCAGGAUGCCAGUCCAUUGUUUACAAGCUGGUCAGUAGGCAAGUUUGUUCAAGCCUCUCAGCAUCUUCAAGAAAUGUACCAGAAGGAACUUGAGGUCAAGAAGGUGAUCGUCGAGGAUGUAGCUCACCAUGACAACCGUGACAUCAUGAUGAUGUAUGCCUCCUCCUGGCUACAUCAGCCAUAUAUAGAAGAUGAUGCCAUCGUCACAUUGGAGAGUAUGCUUAUAGAGACAGGAUUCAGGUGACAGUGUGGCUUGCUCUCUUAACCAAGACACCAUAUGAUGAUGUAUGCUUCCAUGUGGCUACAUCAGCCAUUCAUUGAAGAUGAUGUGACUUGCUCUCUUGACCAUAACACCAUGCUGUUGUAUGCUUUCACCUGGUUCCUUCAAGUAUAGUUUGGAGAUGAUUCAGUAAUAACGUUAGAGUGUAUGCUUUACAGAGACAGGAUUUGGGUGAUGGUGUGACUAGCUCUCUUACCCGUGACAUCAUGAUGUUGUAUAACUCUUCUUGGCUACGUCAGCCGUAAAUUGAAGGUGAUGCAGUAGUUAUGUUGCAGAGUAUGCUUACAUAGACAGGAUUUAGGUGAUAGUGUGACCUGCUCUCUUACCCGUGACAUCAUGCAUGGUGUUGUAUAACUCUUCUUGGCUGAUACAGUGGUUACGUUUGAAACUAGAGUAUGCUUACGUAGACAGGAUUUAGGUGACAGUGUGACCUGCUCUCUUAACCAUGACAUCAGGAUGAUGUGUGCUUCCACCUGGCAACAUCAGCCUUACAUUGAAGACGAUGCGUCGUAUGCUUACAAAGACAGGAUUUAGGUGACAGUGUGACCUGCUCUCUCUACCGUGACAUCAUUAUGGUGUAUAACUCUUCUUGGCUACAUCAGCCAUAAAUUGAAGGUGAUGCAGUAGUUAUCUUGCGUCGUAUGCUUACAAAGACAGGAUUUAGGUGACAGUGUGACCUGCUCUCUCUACCGUGACAUCAUGAUGGUGUAUAACUCUUCUUGGCUACAUCAGCCAUAAAUUGAAGGUGAUGCAGUAGUUAUCUUGCGUCGUAUGCUUACAAAGACAGGAUUUAGGUGACAGUGUGACCUGCUCUCUCUACCAUGACAUCAUGAUGGUGUUUAACUCUUCUUGGCUACAUCAGCCAUAAAUUGAAGGUGAUGCAGUAGUUACGUUGCAGAGUAUGCUUACAGAAACAGGAUUUGGGUGACAAGAUGUCUAACACCACAUUGGCUAGCCCAUUUGGUCUAGUCUUGAUUUGGUCAAAUUUCCGUUUUGUCUACACUACACUUGCUCUUUAUCCUUUCACUUUAGUCUCUUUGUUAUUUAGUCUAAUGCCCAAAUGGUCUAAUCGCCACUUCAUCUGCUUCUCAUUUUGCGCUUUGUCAAAUGAAAAUUUGAUUCUUAUACAGUGCGUAUAGAACAUGUUACAUUUACUUGGAAAAGCUGUCAGAAUUUUGUGUAUGAAUAUGAAGGAGACUUUUUGAUAUUGGUAGAUGCUCUAAAGUCUUCUUUAUCAUCUGAUAACAAAAAUGCACAUUUUCGUUCCAGCUUGACCAAAUACUGACUAAUGGAGGUAGGCUGUGACUAUCCUACUGAUGAUAAAUAAUCAGUCAAGGAGCACGUGGUAUUGGUCCAGAUGAGGCUACGCUGACAAUUCAAUUCAAUUUAUUCUUUAUUGUCAAUAAUAGCACAAGAAAUGCGUCAUGGUCACAUAUAAGAUUCCAUAAUAUAACAAGUACAUAUCAUCAAAAAUGCUGAAAUUAUACACUUUGAAGGGCACUGCUUAGUUAAUAUUUACAAUUAAUUGCACUAAUAUAAAACUAGAAAAAUGAUGAAAUGACGUUGAAAAAGGGCAAUUUAUAAAUUAAAGGUUUUUGAGAAAUGUAAUUGAAAUUAGUGAAUUGAAUAUUAUAACCUAUUGGCGAUAAAAAAAAAGGAAUCAAAUUAUUGUAGAGACAAUUGGGUUUAAAUGAAAUUGGACAGAAAUGAAAAUUCCAUUGAUACUUAUUUAUUGCACUGUUUGAAAGAAAUCUGGCAGAAAGAAAAUUUGUAACCCAAAAAUAUAUUGCUAAUGCAUUUGUAAAUAAGAAGUAAACCAGUUAAAAAGAAAGAUGUUCUAAGAUUAAUAUUUCAAAGAUGUUUCUGUAUUGCACAAUAGCAAGAGGAAGGAAGCAAGGUCCGGCGGAGAAGAAACAUGUAAUGCAAUUCCAAAGCAAAAAUAUUUUAAAUAAUGAAAAUAUAUAAAGAUAAGAGGGGGUGUGGAAUAAGAAAACAAAUUGAUAAAUUGUCCAGUUGAAUGAUAUUCACUGUUGACAUUCGAUAUCACGGAUCAUACGUUUCCGAUUGGGUUUUGCAACCAAAUAGAAAAUGCCAUGAAUGAGUCUGAGUACCGACUUGUCCGACACUUCAUCGAACCCAACCUUCUUCCUGAAGGCAAGAUCUUAAACAGGAGGUUGAGAUUGUGAUUCUUAUUAGACAUUAUAUCAUUUGGCUUCUUUAGUAUUCUUUUACAUUCUUCUGCUAGAUCCUCUGUGAUUCCUAUGAUUUACAACACUUUGCAUUUUCUGAAAAUCCCGGGGGUGUCGUGGUCUACUGGUUACGACUCUCGUCUUUCAAUCAGAGAGACGUGGGUUCGAACCCCAGCCGUGGCGUGUUUUGCUUCAUCAAAAAAAAUGUACCCACAUUGUGCCGCACUCGACCCAGGUGAGGUGAAUGGGUACCCGGUAGGAUUUAUUCCUUAAAUGCUUUAGCGCCUAUAUGGCAGCUCAGCUACAGCCGGAGUAAUAUUAUGAUACCAAGUAUCAAGCGCAGUAGAGUAUAUGCAAUUAUAGUAGCUACGCUAUAUAAAUGGACCAUAUUAUUAUUAUUAUUAUAUAUGCUCUAAACCAUAAUGUGCCCUGCUAUAGACAUCUUGAGUCUGGAAGACGUCAGGCAGCCCAGUACCCAUUAUCAUCACUCAUCUGUACAUAUCAGCAAAGUCAUUCUGUAAUCGAACACAACAGACAAAAUAAACAUCCAGUCAAUAUUCCAAAAGAUACAGCUUGAGAAUGGGCCCAACAAGGGUUGAAUAUUAGGUUUGAACUUGAGCUGACCUUACCAUAACAUUUCUUCUAAGAAAGACUUUUCAACAUGAGCAAUAUUCCAAUGGUUAUGUGGCAAUUCUUCCAUAAUGUGGACAAUGUCACCCACAUAAACAUCGUUCUCCUGCUCGUUCCAUCUCUGUCGCGAUUGAAUUGUGUAGGCAGGUACUCCUUCCUCCAUGACCCAAACAGUCAACCAAUUCUUUCGCAAAUUCACACUUCAGUGUCAAAUUGCGUUCUUCCAAUUGCGUCAGAACUCUAUCAUGUUUCUUAAAUGCUCAUCCUCUGAAUGACCUGACACAAGAAUAUCGUCCAGUAUGCCUGCACUCCCGGCAAAUCCUGUAAAACUUGCUCAAUAAGACCAAAGACCAAUCAGUUUUUGUUGAAACAACCCUUUAUGACUCGACAGAUUGGUAUACUUCUUCAACACAGAGAUGUCAAAACCUUUUCGGUGGAUCAGUCCUCUUUUGUCAUAUAGCUUGACCAUGUGUAAACCUUUGACAUUGAUAUUAUCCUCAGUGUACACACAUGGCAUCUUCACCUUGCUGUUGUCACCAAUAUCUGCUAUUUUUCUUCCUCACUACACCCCAUAGAGCGCCAGAUGGUUAAUCCUAGCUCGCUUCAUGAGGGUGAGAAAAUAUCCGCCGGGCUGAGGCGACGUGCUCUCCCACCUCCCCGAUAUAUGCAGGGGUCAUGAAUUUGACACCCCCAACAGGGAGAUAUGGAGAAUCUGUUUCCAGCAAUAGCUUAUCAAGAGGGACCCUCCUCAAGGCGUCCAACUGCUCCCCAGUGAAAUGCUUCACCAUGCAGCUGAAGCUAAAGUAGGUGUUGGGGAAAACUUUUCCCCAAGCCUCGACCUCUUGAGGUCCAAGGGUACAACAGUGGAUAUGAUUCCUCUGAUAUCUGUUGACCCUUUUCCUGGUUGCUUCUCGGACAAUCCGAGAAGGGAUAUCAGAAGUUUGUCCCUCUUGUCCCCGCAGGUGCAGUACGAGGACUUUACCAGUAGCCCCGACCUGCUCCAGGAUGGUCGUAUAGACCAGCAACUGCUUUGACCAGGUCGAGGGCGGGAGAAAGUGAUCCAAACCAAUCUCCCCGAGAGCGCUUGUCUUAGGGUCACAGGCCAGUCGGCCCAGGGCGUCUAAGUCUGCUUCCUCGAAACUGGAAGUGAAGCAGGGGAGUACCCCCAACGAGACCUUCCAGUUACGACCCUCCGGGAACACAAUGUUCUUGUACCUCUGGUGAUCGCAGAAAUUCGCGACACCCCCGGUUAGACAGACUGGGACCCGAGGCUCCCUGCCCAAUGUCAACUCAGCACACCUCCAGCCCUUCUUUCCAAGAGGACCCUCCAGGAAGGGAUAUCAGAAGUUUGUCCCUUUUUAUAUACUGGACAAACUAUACAC